UAUGAGGAGAAAAAAAACAGUGUCGUCGCCAAUGAGGAACACACAACUGUACACAACUUUUGGACUAAAAAUAAAUUAAUCCAAAACUGAGAAUAAAGGAAAAAAGUAAAGUUGUUGAAAGACAAAGCAUUUCUGUGCCAAGUGAGUGAUAAAAUCCUGGCUCUACGCAAAGUAAAGUGGUGGUUUGUGGCGGCAUCGGUCUUUAGAAUCAGGACCGAGGGCCCCUGAGUUGGAGGGCCAUGGCGGGUUUGAAGGAUGAGGAUAAAGCCCUCUUCCCUGUACGAAGUAUAUCCUCUAUUGUUCAAAUAUUUGAAAAACAGUUGGCUAAUAAUAAUACUGAACCAGACUUGGCACUACUGUCGAUACUUGUUGGUGCUGUGGAGAAUUCGUUAACCUGCAAUCGCACUAUUGCGUCGCAAGAAAGCACUAUCUACGAUGAGCCGAAACUUCCAGCGGUUGAGUUCAACAUUGCUGAGACACUUUAUUCGAAAUUUCAUGCUAUUAUCAAAGGAGCUGUGGAUCUCUCGAUUUAUGAUCAGAAGUAUGCAACCCGAGAAUUGGUUAAAAGAGUCUCAGAUGUCAUAUGGAACUCACUGACCAGAAGUUACUACAAGGAUAGAGCACACCUUCAGAGUCUGUACAGUUAUCUCACUGCUAAUAAGUUGGACUGUUUUGGUGUGGCUUUUGCUGUUGUUGCUGGAUGCCAGGUGCUGGGCUUCAAUGAUGUACAUUUGGCCAUGUCUGAGGAUCAUGCCUGGGUUGUUUGUGGCGAGAACGGGGAUGAGACUGUUGAGGUUACGUGGCACGGAAAAGGUAAUGAGGACAAACGCGGACAACCCGUGGAGGCCGGGAUAGCUUCUCGUUCGUGGUUGUAUGUUAAUGGGAAUGCUGUUAUCUGCAACAGAGCGAUGGAAGUUGCAACGAUAGUAUCAGCAAUAAAUCCUAGUCUGAGUGCGACUGCAGAUGCUGCUGAGGUGGCACUUCUGCAGCAGGAGCUCUUGUGGUUGUUGUACGACCUGGGGCACUUAACAAAAUACCCAAUGGCUUUGGGAAAUCUUGGAGACUUAGAGGAGGCUGCUCCAACGCCUGGGAGGCCUCCUGCAAUUGUUCUCUUUCAAGAGGCUAUACGCUCGGCAAGAAAAUUCUAUGGCAAUGCUCAUGUUUAUCCUUAUACUUAUCAGGGUGGUUAUCUCUACCGACAUGGACUCCAUGCAAAUGCACUUGCGUCGUGGGCUGAUGCUGCUGAUGUGUUGAGAAAGUAUGAUUAUUCCCGAGAUGAUGGAGAAAUCUACAAAGAAUUACUAGAAAUAGCAAAUGAAUUAAUUCCUCAUACAGUUCGAGCUGACGAGCGUCUGCUUCGUCAGCCCCGUUGUUUCGCCUACCUCUUACGUUUUUACGAUGGCAUUUGCCAGUGGGAAGAGGGUGCGAACACCCCUGUACUCCAUAUCGGCUGGGCAAGGCCGCUGGUAAACACAAUAUCCAAGUUCGAUGCGAGCAUCAGAGCUCAGGUAAUCAUCGAGUGUCACGAAACUGAAUUACAAAUGAGUUACGUGCACGACGAGGAGAAUCACCACACCAGAGAGUUUCGUAGGGACUCCAAUGUGGAUGAAGGGAGUCAUCAUAACAAUAAUAACCACCACAACAACAAUAACAAUACAACAACGAGCAAUAACAACAACAACAAUUAUUGUAAGACAAAGGAGAGGUCGAGUGCAGCGAGAGAUUUGAUUGCAAGUCUAGAAUCAAAAGUGCAGUCGACGAAUCCUGCACCAAUGCAUCCAGGAAUUCAGGCGUUGACAGCUGCUUGCAGUGAAAAAAUACUCAACCGUGAUUAUUUGUUGCAAGGUGAUGGAGAACCUUUUGUGGCACCUCAGGAGAGUUCAUUACCCCCCACUCCAUCAACAUCUCAGGAAACCCUCGAUCCAGAAGUUGAGGAGGACUCUGAGAAUGAUAGCCCCAGAAUAACUCUGUACAGCGAAAAAAUGAAGGGGCUUAAGGAUUUACUUCUUGCUGAAAAAUUGAAUACACAUGCAAUUUCUCUACAAUUGACAGCACAGAGUCAAGUUCAAAUUGGAAAGAAAACCAGAGGCAAUGAUGAUCUUGGUGUUCAUCAACGUCCCAAGAGGACACGACGAGAGUGAUUUAUUCCACAGGGGAAUUCAUCCCCUUGAAUUUUCAUUUUGGUGCUCAUCUCUCCUGAGACGACAGAAAACUCGCUUCCGUUAUUUUGCCAACCAGUAUAAUAAUAGGAUAUUUCGAUACAAGUGCGGAAAAAUAGUUUUUGACUUUAGUGGAAGUGAGUACCCUCCCACGGCUCUAAGACUGCUUUUUCGAUGAGUAUCGAACCCUAUCUUUCAUCACAAUGCGUUUCAAGAGGGAUUUUAUGGACGCAAGACGUGAGUAAAACGUAAUUUUACACUCAGCGCGAUGAAAAUGAAAUAAUCUUUAUCAUUGAGUUUAGGUAUGGGGACAAGGCUUAGCUGUUUGUUAAGAGUUAAUUGUGUGUAGAAAAGUACAAAACAUAUUUCUCUUACUUUUUUUAAUUAGUAAUUUAAAGAGAUGCGAAAAAAUAUGAGAGCAAGUUAGUCCUUAAAAUUGAGAUUUAUUUUUUAUUGGCUAUAUUUAUUGAUGAAAAAAAAAUGAUUCUAUCAACGUCAAAAUGUUUCUCUAAUGAUUAUUUUUUAAUAACUUAUUUAUUGAAGGAAAAAAUUGACUUAUAAAUAAGGUAGUGAGAUUUUUUUUACAUUCCGUUCGACUAACCAACUCGCAAAAAUCGUGAGUGUUUUUUAGCUCAUAAACACAUUUCAUUCAAUUAAUUACGAGCAUUAAAGUUCAUUUUCUCUCAUAUUUCUAUAUUUAUUAAUUAAAUCAUUAAUACUUCUUUUAAUGGCACAUCGGUCAAGUACUACCCGCAUUUUAUUGAAUACGUGUAUUCACGUAUUAAUUUGAUUUAUCCCACGCUUGAAAAAAAAUAUACGUGCUUUUGCGUGCGUAAGUUAUUUCAUCAAUUAAUUUAUUGCUACUUAAUAAUUAAGUUAUAGCACUCUUUCCCUGCAGAAUCUCGUGUAUCAACAACCAUCGCUAUUUUUUAGGUUCUCGACUGUAGGAAACCGUUUUUUUCUUUUUGUCAAAUGAAAUUGACCCCCCCCCCCUAAAAAAAACAAUUAAUUGGUUGUAAGUGGAUUGUUGUAGAAUAGCUGUUGAAAGAAAUCGAGGUGAGAACUAAUUUAGAUGCUUAAAGAAAAAAACUCUACAGAGAACACACUAGUAAAAUGAAAAAUAUUAUAAAAAUUAAUCCACGGAAGCAGUGGAUUAAUUAAAUGCGUUACAAUGAAAAGGCGCUAUCUUGCUGUGAUGCUGUUGAUAUACUGGACGAUAGUACUAUUGAUAUGACUGAGAUAUUGCGAGGCGCAGCGUGGCUGAGAAAAAGGGAAAAAAUAAAGUAAAAGAUGUGAAUUGCUAUAAAUUGAUGAAUAAAACUAAAGAAAAUUGUUUAAAAGAAAUUAAAUAUAUUCACUCUCUGGAAGAACACAUAGUUGAUUAUCUCGUGUGCGACUAAUCUAACUAGUAAAUGCGUGUACCCAUAUACGUAUACUAUAUAAGUGUAAUCCUUCAGUAUGGAUCUGUUUAAACUGAUAAAUACCAUUUUCAGUAUUUAGAAUGAUUUAUAAACAUUGAAAUAAUGAAUAACACAUGAAACGUACAGGGAAAAGUAUUUUUCUAUUGGUAAAAAUUGUUGUGAUUCCCAUGAUUGCUUCAAAAUACGUGUGAUAUCCAGUGUGGGAGUUUCAUUUUUCAUAAAUCUUCAUUAUUUAAUUUUGUAUGCCUUCGCUGCGUUUUAAGUAACUCCAGGCUCCUGAUUUCCUUUCUCCUGGACAAUUGUGUAGCAAAAUACUGUUAAAAAAUUUUGUCUGAAUUUUCCGUGCUAAAUUCUAUAAAUUUUUAUUGUGUUCCAAUU
Molecule: messenger RNA, 3958 nt
Organism: Diachasma alloeum
Lineage: Eukaryota; Metazoa; Arthropoda; Insecta; Hymenoptera; Braconidae
Gene: Mnn1
Product: menin
Exons: 4
Coding region: 240-2141 (633 amino acids)
Biological process (GO): negative regulation of cell population proliferation; negative regulation of cell cycle; regulation of transcription by RNA polymerase II
Cellular component (GO): nucleus; chromatin; histone methyltransferase complex
Molecular function (GO): chromatin binding; Y-form DNA binding; transcription cis-regulatory region binding
Source: RefSeq, a predicted model, not a curated record